Molecule: messenger RNA, 2098 nt
Organism: Daldinia loculata
Lineage: Eukaryota; Fungi; Ascomycota; Sordariomycetes; Xylariales; Hypoxylaceae
Exons: 2
Coding region: 581-1912 (443 amino acids)
Biological process (GO): DNA repair
Cellular component (GO): nucleus; Smc5-Smc6 complex
Source: RefSeq, a predicted model, not a curated record
GACAGCUUAAACCAGUGCCCCUCUCCACUUAGCUUCCCGUACUAUGUACUCCUGCCGCCCCUGCGCCCCUGCACCCUAACACUGCACUUUACUCCAGACCCACAAUAUUUCUAGAUCUUUGGAAACUUUAGCAACUUUGCGUUUGUAAUUCUGCGUUUGAACUUUAACCGAUUCAUAUUAACUUUUGAGCAGAUGCGUGAGGGAUUCUCUUCUUGUAAAACCGGGCGAUACACAUUUUAAUUAACCUUCCUUAGCCAAGUUUUAAAAUAAAUCCCCUUACAUCCUCAAGCAGGACAAAGCAAGUUUGUAUCCAACCUUGGAAGUAUUCACAUCAGCCACGGUACGAGCCACACAAACAGUUCAUUAUUCAAUUUAUUUCAAGUCGCGUUGAGGCUUGCCCGGGACGCGACUUACGCGUCUCAUUAUCGCGAAGAGUGUGAUUGCGUAUGGAGUCAUGACAUAUGCCAGCAAUCAACAUCUCCGAAACCGACUAGAAGUCUUCGCGGAUAAGAUAUCCGUAUUCUAACCGUUUACUCAAACAUAUCACCGGGUUCUGCUCCUUUCAAGCGCCUAGUCAACUAUGUCAUCCAGGGGCUCCUCUCCCGCGCUAGGAUCAUCCGGCUCCUCGCCAGAUCCUGAUAGUCGCCAUAGUUCAUUAGUUUUCCGAGAUAAAGGAAAAGCGACCGAGAGCGCUUCCAAAAGAAAGCGGACCUUAACUAAUGGCGCAGAGCAUGCCAAUUCGCGGCAGCGUACGCGUGAGCCGGAUGCUGAGGGCGGAGUUGAGGGAGAAGAUUUCGACCCAGAUCAACCCGCGGAAGAGAGACGCUACCUUCAUCGCGGUUAUCGGGAUCUCUUCCAGAAUCUCUACGAGAACAACGAUGAGUAUCUAAAGGGAGAUUCAACGGGGUUAUACGAUACUCUAUGCAAAGCAAAUGUGCUGUCGUCAGGUGUGAAGCAAACUGCAGAGGCAGUCAUGGAUUCCAAGCUUCUAGUGAGCACGGCGGAUGCAUCAUACCGCAAGACAGUCCGCCUAACUGCGGGCAAUAUUGCUCAAGGUGUUGAUGUAGACGAGUUCGUCUCAAAGUGUAUCACUUACAUGAGACUAGGAUCUGGGAUUACGGAAGACGACGCACCAGAACUGACUGCCACACAACAACAUCGGAGGAGGCCGGGUCGGGGAGCACUAGGGGACGAAGGGGAUGAUGAUGACGACGUCGGCGACGAGGGUGAUAUGUUCAAUUGGGAGCAUCUUGGUCGAUUCGCUUGCCUGCCAAACAUUAAACGCCCAGCAACACCAGGUUUCCUCCUCGGUCCCCUUUCUGCCGAGGUGAAGAAACGAAAAAUUGUCAAACGUAGUGCACCAUUCAGACCCAACAAUCUACAGGAAACACGGCCUGAGGUUCUAGAUGCUGAAGCUGUACAAAGAUCGGAAAAGAAUGACCUUACUACUAUCUGCUCCAAGAUUCUUCAGAAGCUGAAGCAAGCGCAGGAAACAGCCCAGGAUGCCGUGGAGGAUGCCGUUAACCGCGGUGCAACCGACGAGGAGGCGCAAAGACUAAUGGACCGCUACGGCCUAAGAGAUACGGGCGGUAUAGAUCUCUUGAGAUUCGUGGUAAAUCCACGAUCCUUUGGGCAAACUGUGGAAAAUAUGUUCUACGUGAGCUUUCUUAUUCGAGACGGCCGUAUUAAAAUCGACUUCGACGAGAAUAAUUUACCAACUCUGGACCCAGUCGAUCGUGAAGAUGAAACGGCCGCCUCCAAGCAUCGAGCUCAGAAACAGCAAGCCGUGUUCUCCAUUGAUAUGAAGACAUGGCGUGAUAUCAUCAGCGCGUUCAACAUCACUGAACCGAUCAUAGAACACCGUAAAGAAGAAAGCAACCAAGGGCCUGGGUCUCGGGGUUGGUACAAUUAGUGCUGGUUUCGCUGUCAGUCACGCUUAUAUCGUAAUGUGUAUCUGGACCUCCUAGUGCGGGUUCCAGUUGUUGAUUCGACUGAAGCAAAGCCCACAUGAAAUAGACUCUAGUUGAUGUGUAUAACUAAUAGACAGAUACCCCCAAACUGGUGGAAACCCCAAUUGCAAUAAAACCAAACUUGUACA